UUUAGCUAAACAAAACAAUUUACAAUAAUAAGAUCAUAAUAUACUUACUAUAAAAAUAUGGAGACAUUUGACCAGUGUACCUUAUCAGCACUAGAAUUUUUGUGUGGUGAAAAUAAUAAACUGUGUAGAUUAUGUUUAUCUGUGAUAAAAUCAGAGGAAGGAGCUAUUACACUGGUAAACUCGGUACAAAUUGAGACAACUUAUUGCCGGGAUUCAUUAUCGUAUAAUGCUAUAUUAGCCAAGCUAGGCAUUCGUGAAGAACCUCUUCUGCCUCAAGUUGUAUGUAGCAACUGCUCUACAAUUCUAAUAAAUUCAUACCUUUUUCAACGACUAACUGAAUUCACAAACAAGAAAUGGAAUAUUAUUUUAAAAGGCCUUGAUGACACAUUAACACAGUCAGACAAACUAAAUUUGAAAAAUAUGAAAAGUGCAUUUGCUAUUAUAGAUAAAACUGAUUUAUUUGCCAGUCACCAAAAAUGCACUGCUAAAAGUAAACAAAAAACUGUAGUCAAUUUGAAUAAAAUUAUAAAAUCCUAUAACAACAAGAAAAUGAAAGAAAACGAUGAAUUUGUUUGUGAGGAAUGUGGAAAAACAUUCAAAGCAAAUUUCCUAUUGAUGAAACAUAUGAGGUUCCACAACAAAGAAACUCACCAGUGCACUUACUGUACAAAAGUAUUUAGUAUGCAGAGUUAUUUAGAAAUGCAUGCAGAGAGGGUACAUUACCCCAAAAAGUUAAAAUGUGAAAAAUGUUUAAAAAAAUUCAGUACAAAAAGGUUUUUAAAACAUCAUUUGAGAACACACCAUGUCCCUAUAAAAUGUAAUGAAUGCAAAAUUGAGCUUCCUUCAAGAAAAGCUCUAAAAUUUCAUUUGGACCAUCAUAAAGUAAAUACUUGCCCUUAUUGCAACAAAGGAUACACAAACAUAAAAUAUUUCAAAUUACACAAAAAGUAUUGUGGAAAAAUUGGAAAUGUAGCUUCUUAUACUUGUGAUAUCUGCAAAAAAAAUUAUCAAGCAAAAAAUGGUUUAAAAUCUCACAUGAAAACAGCACAUGGAUUUGGGGAAGUUCUCAGCUGCAAGUGGUGUAACAAAAAGUUUGAUGUUAUCAGUAGACUCAAUGAUCAUAUUGUGAAACACACAAAGGAAAAAAAGUUCCACUGUGAAAAAUGUGGCGGAAAAUUUGUUUCAUCCAAGUCUUUAACCAAUCAUAUACGUCUACAUACUGGUGAACGGCCGUACCCCUGUAAUUUAUGUGAUGAAAGCUUUCUCUCUGCAUCUAGAAGAUUGGAACAUCAGAAAAGGAAACAUUUUGAACCAGCACAUAAGUGCAGUUUAUGUGAUGCCAAAUUUGUAACCCUCCAUGAAAAGCGAAAACAUUUGAAAAGACAUUUCAAACCAAGUAGUAAACUUUAUAUCACAGAAUCUGACAUAGUACCUCCUCCUACUCGGCUAAUCAUAUAUCCAAUUCGGUAAUUAUAUGUAAGGGGUUAAGUGUAUACUUUUUUAUUGUGUGCUUAGAAAUGUAUACU
Molecule: messenger RNA, 1526 nt
Organism: Pararge aegeria (speckled wood butterfly)
Lineage: Eukaryota; Metazoa; Arthropoda; Insecta; Lepidoptera; Nymphalidae
Product: zinc finger protein 624-like
Exons: 2
Coding region: 58-1470 (470 amino acids)
Cellular component (GO): nucleus
Molecular function (GO): zinc ion binding
Source: RefSeq, a predicted model, not a curated record